ACCUCUUGGAUGAUCCCACGAGUUCCCAAGAUGCACAAGUAAAGCAAAAGAUUCUGGAGGAGAUCUUUGGGCAAGAUGGACUUCUUUCGGGCAAGACGUGCGUAUUUGUGACACACACUACGCGACUUCCAUUUUCCAUUCAUCAAUGGCUGCUCAUGACUAACCGUAGUGCCGUGCCCAUCAAUGGUGUCGGGAAGGUGACAGGGCAGAAAGCGGUGCCUUUCGAUCACUUGGACGAAGAAAACUUUCCCGCUCUGCCGUGCAAAGCUGAAGAUUCAAGGUCGCGUCAGCCAACGACCACAACAGAUGCAGUGAUGUUUGCGAAAGAAGGAAGAGCCAUCUCAUAGAGGCUUUCUGAAUGUCUGCGUGGCGUACUUCAAGUACUCUGGAAUAUGCGCAGGGCUUGCCCUAAUUUGCUUCGCGGUGAGUGGAGUGUUCAUAGCCUGCCAGCUCUUCUGCAUCAAGGAAUGGUCGACACUCAAAAUAAGCAAAACCAUCGACAACCGCACCUCUAGCCGAAUCAUUCUCCAGAGGCUAGCAAUCUACUGCCUUGGAGAUGUACUGUGCAAGCUUGCCGCCGGCAUUCUCUUAGCACGAGCAGCAUGGCGUUGGUCCACCCGCCUUCACAUCAACAUGCUGGAGAGGAUUGUAAGGAGUCCUCUUUCUUUUUUCGACGCGACACCUCGUGGGAGGAUUCUGAACCGUUUCACAGUUGACCUGGAAACUAACGAUGUCCGCAUCUUCGUGGCUUACAAGCAGCUACUCCAAAACCUCUUCUGCAUCCUCGGAAGACAGGCUGUUAUUGGAUUCCAGGCACCCGUCGUCUUUGGCCUUGCUUGUGUCACUGAGAUUUUUCUGCUGAUUAUGAUGCGUUACGGCUUACACGCCGUAAUCGUGGGACGCUUUUACGAGAGCACGAGGUUGUCCCGAGUGCUGCAGCACCUGGCCGAAACGCUUGAAAGCUUGAGCUCGAUACGCGCAUUUGGUGUGGUAGAAAACUUCUGCGCCGUCUUUAGGCGUCUUAUGAAUGAAUACCUAAGAGGAUUUCUUUUGUUCAUCCUUUGCUACGCGUUCAUCCGCUUCCUGGUUACGCUCAGUGCCCAGACGGUCGUAAUCGCCACCGCAGUCAUUGUUGUUGUCCCAGCACAAGGCGAUGCUGCAUCUGCAUCUACCGUGGGUCUCUCUCUGCUGUCAUCAUUGACGGUGCCUUUCGCUAUCACAGGAGUUUUUUUGGUCAUAUUUUGGAUGUCCCAGGGUGAUGUGGCCUUUAAACGUGCACUAGAAUACACCGAGCUACCUGAAGAAAAAGCAAUCGCAUCUGAAGACACUUGUUUCAGUGGGGUCAAAGAUUUCGGGUCUCCUGGAGUCUUCAUCAAGCCGAAUUUUGAGCGUUGGCCUUGUCAUGGUGCAGUGCAAUUUGAUCACUACAGCGCUUCGUACAGACCGGGUAUAACCGAAGAAGCCAUAAAGGGUAUCUCAUUCAGCGUCCAGCCCAGAGAGAAGGUAGCUAUCGUGGGCAGAACUGGUGCAGGGAAAUCCUCCAUUAUAUUGGCGUUGCUGCGUAUGAUUCCGAGCACAUCAGGUUCUAUCACCAUUGACGGAACUGACAUUUCUCGCGUACCACUGAAGACACUUCGCUCUGCAAUCAGCGUCAUUCACCAAGACCCAUCUCUCUGGUCGGGAACGUUGCGUGAAAAUUUGGACCCCGAGUGCUGCAGCUCAUAUGGAGAGAUCUGGAGAGUUCUUCGAAACGUCGGCUUGAGUACAUUUGUCGAAAAUAGCAUCGGUGGCCUCUCCCUACUCAUAGGAGAAAAUGGUGGAAACUUGAGCGCCGGCCAACGUCAACUGGUGGCGCUCGCUCGCGCUCUCCUGAGACGGACGAGGAUUGUGGUUUUUGAUGAAGCCACGUCACAAAUGGAACCGGAGACGGAUCGCAGAGUGCAGGCAACUCUGCGAGAAAGCUUUGCCCAAUGCGCCGUUAUUACAGUGGCGCAUCGCAUUGAUACCAUACUGGAUUACGACAGGGUGGUCGUGUUGAGCGAAGGCCAAGUCUUGGAGUAUGGAUCGGUUCGGCACCUCCUGGCAGACCAAAGUUCUAUCUUUCGUAGCAUGGUGCAAUGUUCCGGCAUAGAUCCGGAUUUGAAAUUGCAGGAGUGACAUAUGAAAUAAAUCAAUACAUAGAUUCAUAAAACGAUGUUCGUUUCCGCAAUUUAUUAUCAACAACUUGACAUCCGCUGGUCGCUGAUUGUAGCAAAAUUACCUGAUAGUCUUUAAGCACGCCCUUGCUCGCUUGUAUUGAAGAACUUUCAAAGUACAGUCGAAUAAAAACGCCUGA
Messenger RNA from Dermacentor silvarum, 2335 nucleotides. RefSeq lists its product as uncharacterized. The transcript has 12 exons. Gene Ontology annotation, biological process: transmembrane transport. Bases 634 to 2157 code for a protein of 507 amino acids. The record is from RefSeq and is a predicted model, not a curated record. Gene Ontology annotation, cellular component: membrane. Gene Ontology annotation, molecular function: ABC-type transporter activity; ATP hydrolysis activity; ATP binding. Lineage: Eukaryota; Metazoa; Arthropoda; Arachnida; Ixodida; Ixodidae.